Pollicipes pollicipes is the source of this 1413-nucleotide messenger RNA. RefSeq names its product roundabout homolog 1. The transcript has 8 exons. Gene Ontology annotation, biological process: homophilic cell-cell adhesion; axon guidance; dendrite self-avoidance. Lineage: Eukaryota; Metazoa; Arthropoda; Thecostraca; Pollicipedomorpha; Pollicipedidae. Gene Ontology annotation, molecular function: cell-cell adhesion mediator activity. Gene Ontology annotation, cellular component: axon; plasma membrane. The record is from RefSeq and is a predicted model, not a curated record. Bases 1 to 1413 code for a protein of 470 amino acids.
AUGGCGGCGGCGCGUGCCCUUUGCAGCGCCAUCCUGCUGGCGGCGCUGGCCGACCGGACUCUCUCGCAAGGUUUCAGCGAAAUUGAAACUGGGCAGACUCUGCGCUCCUCUUGCCACACGCCUACGGCAAUCCGUCAGGUCCGGGUCAGCCGCCCGCGGAUCACCGAGCACCCGUCGGACGCGACCGUGCCGCGCCUUAGCCCCGUGACCUUGAACUGCCAGGCGGCCGGGUCACCGCCGCCGGCCGUCCGCUGGGUCAAGGACGGCCGGCGACUGGCGGCAAACACGGCGCACCGCGUGCUGCUUCCGCGCGGCUCGCUCUUCUUCCUGAGCGUGCGCCGCCGCGACGCCGGCGUCUACUGGUGCGUGGCCGACAACAGGCACGGCCGCGAUGCGAGCCGCAACGCCACGCUCGUGGUGGCAGUGCUGCGGGAGGAGUUCCGGGUGCGGCCGCUGGAUGCGGAGGUGACGGCUGGAGAGCGGGUCACUCUGGCGUGCUCACCACCCAAGGGCGACCCUCCGCCGACCGUGCGCUGGCUGCGAGACGACACCGGGCUGGACCUCACGGCCAACGACAGGUAUCACCUGGCCGGCGAGGGUGACCUGGUGAUAGAGAACGUGACCCAGCACGACGCCGGAAACUACGUGUGCGAGGCCAGGAACUAUGCGCAGAUGAAGCGACUCUCGGCGGCCGCUCGGCUCACUGUACGAGCCCAUUCCGAAGCCGCCAAUGGCUCCAGUGACGUCACGACGCUGCCGGGCGGGGCGGCCGAGCUGACCUGCCCGCUGGCUGACGACGGGACCGGCCUGGUCCGCUGGCGGCGCGUCGACGGCUCGCCGCUGAGGGGCACCAACCGAGCUCACGUGCUCACCAUCGAUGACGUCACGGCCGCUGACGCCGGCGUGUACGAAUGUGGACGGGGCUCGACAUCAGCCGCCGUCAGCCUGACCGUCCACGCCCUGCCUGAAUUCCACAAGAGUCCCAGCGAUCGGCUGGCCGCGGCGGGGUCAGAGGUCAUGAUGGACUGUGACGCCGCCGGGUACCCGGAGCCCAUCACGUUCUGGACUCGCGGAGCCAGCGCCAAGGCCAUGUUCCCCGGGCACGAAGAAAGGUCACUCAUCAUUUACAGCAACGGCACACUGCACAUCCAGGCGACCCACGCCUACUUGUUCCCGUUUGACAUCUCCCGUCUGACAGCUCCCAUCCGGUGCGCUGUCUGCUGGUUCCUGUCUGGUGCCUCCCGUCUGGGGCAGCCCUGCCCGGGCGCUUCGGCCGGAGUCGGGGCCCAACUGGCGCCCACCGGCUGUUCCGGUACAUUGACCGCCGCCGGGGAGACGGCGACGGCGGCCUCAUGCCGACAGCCCUGGCUGGCCGAACACAGCAGCCAGAUCGGCACCAGGAAUUGGAAAUGA